AUGAAUUUAAUAACUAUUUAUUUACUUUCGAUUGUAUUUGCUUUCGAAUUUAAUCCAGAUGAAUAUAAUAUCGAGCCACCGUUGACAGAAGCAAUUCCCCCAAAAGAAGAUCCAUUUUACAUUCCACCGUCAAAUUUAUCGAAGUACCAAAACGGUCAUAUAAUCAAGCUUAGAGAGACUACAAAAUUACGCAACUUGAUAUUUCCCAUUAAAAUUCAAUCGUCUUGGCAAUUCAUGGUGUCUUCACGAAACUCACUUGAUGAUCCAACAGUUGUUAUAGUCUCAUUACUUAUUCCAUUCAAUGCAAACUUUAAGAAAAUUUUAAGUUUUCAAACAUUUGAAGAUAGUCCUAGUUUGAAUUGUGCUCCAAGUUAUGGUUUAUUAAAAGGGAGUAAUCUUAAAGCUACUCCAUUAGAUACAAAUUUCAUUUUAAGUGGUUUAAAAAAUGGCUGGAUUGUAAUUGUACCUGAUUAUGAAUCGAACUUGUCUAGUUUUGGAAUUGGCUUAACUGCUGGAAAAAGUGUAUUAGAUAGUAUAAAAGCUAUUUUAUCAUUACAAUGUUUUCCUCGUUUUCCCCGGGUUGUCCUUUGGGGAUAUUCAGGAGGUGCAUAUGCAAGUGUUUGGGCUGCAUCGAUUUUAUCAAGUUACAGUCCAGAAUUGUCGAAAUAUAUAGUUGGAGUAGCUGCUGGUGGAACCCCUACAAAUUUUACCAAUAUAUUUAUAGACACAGAUGAAACUAUGAAUUCAGCAUUGAUUCCAUUAACAUUAUUGGGAAUUGGGAAUGAGAGACCAGAGUUUAUAGAAUACUUGAGAUCACAAGUGCAAGAUCCAAAGAAAAUGUAUUUGAUAGAACAAAAAUUGUGUUUGAUUGAUGCUAGAUUAAAACUUGCUAAUGUAAAUUAUUUCAAUGAUGGUGUAUUUGAAAGUAUUCAUGUUUUAGAUGGUGUAAGAGAUAUUUUAAAUCAACAAGAUUUAUUGUAUGUUGCUAGGAAAUUUAUUCCAACAAAUAUUCCCAUACUUUUUUAUCAUUAUAUGUUUGAUGAUGAGACUAGGUUCAAUGAUGUGCUUGAAUUAUUUAAGAUUUGGUGCGAAUAUGAUGAUGUAAACAUUCAAUUAAGUGUAGAUACAUUGUCUGGAAGUCAUAUAGGACAAGCUAUAUUAGGUUCACCAUUGGCUUUUUCAUGGUUACGAGAUAGAUUAAACGGGAAAGAAUUGACGAAUGAUAAUUGCGUAUUGAUUGAGAAAAAAUCAAAUUUGAUGUAUCCCGGAGUAACAAAGGGUAUAAUUAAUUUAUUGGGUGGGAUAGGUAAAUCUAUUUUAAAGUUGAAACUAGGUCCAAGAGAAAAGCUAAAGAAAAAAUUGAAGAAAAAAUUAAGUGCAACAGAUAAAGAAAAUGAUGAGUUGGAUCUAGAACAAAUCGAUAAGCUAUUAUUGAAUGAGAAAGAUGCCUUUUAUGCAAAUAUGACCAAUCAAACAAUAUUUGAUUUGGUAAUGAGAUAA
Messenger RNA from Insectozyma verbasci, 1500 nucleotides. Lineage: Eukaryota; Fungi; Ascomycota; Pichiomycetes; Serinales; Debaryomycetaceae. The record is from the annotation of a GenBank genome assembly.